AUGCCGAGAAGAAUGAAAAACUGUGAGGCUGAAGGACAGUACAAACAUCCAAGGACACAGGAAUUUAGACCAAGUGCUCGAAGACGUCAACGGAUUCAAAAACAGCAAAUUACCAAGCAAAUACAAACAGAUGAAGUACCAGUCAUUUCAUCACCUACGGAAAACGAGAGCCCAAUGUGUGAAGCAACGAAAACCAAUGGAAAACGAGACCCGUUUGAAAUAUGGAAAGAAGAAAUUGAUAAUUAUAAAGAGGCGAAGAAGAGAGCUUUUUACGGUUUCCUUGUUUUUGUCAGGAUUUAUAUAUGGAGAACCAAAUUUGUCGAACUUGAGAUUCUCAACAGUAUUAUUUUUGGAUUGCUAGCAGCAGUUGCGCAAGCAGAGGAGAGGGUUUACAGAGAAGAAGAUAAAAAACGUUGGAUCAAAUGUUGGUCGCGUACUUACUUUUAUAGAAAUUUAUGGUUCUUCUGUUUCAUGAUAUAUAUGGUUCACAUGGCCGAGUUACAAGAUAUGGAUAAAAUUACCGGUGGAACAAUGGCGAUUUGUCUAGCCAUCAAAUUUUGUUUUGCAAUGGUAGGAUCAAAUUUAGGAGCGUACAUUGGACAGUUUGAAACGAUAUUGAGAGACGAACAUGUUGGUGGAGCCACUGGUGGACUAUUAGGAUUCGUAAUUGGAGAAGUUUGGUUAAAACAUUACCCGCCUGUUUCUCGAUUCGGAAAGAGAGAAUAUUGA
Messenger RNA from Caenorhabditis remanei, 729 nucleotides. RefSeq lists its product as uncharacterized. The transcript has 4 exons. The record is from RefSeq and is a predicted model, not a curated record. NCBI's taxonomy places the organism in Eukaryota, Metazoa, Nematoda, Chromadorea, Rhabditida, Rhabditidae. Bases 1 to 729 code for a protein of 242 amino acids.